Molecule: messenger RNA, 3108 nt
Organism: Alosa sapidissima (American shad)
Lineage: Eukaryota; Metazoa; Chordata; Actinopteri; Clupeiformes; Clupeidae
Product: F-box DNA helicase 1-like
Exons: 21
Coding region: 131-2779 (882 amino acids)
Biological process (GO): double-strand break repair via homologous recombination; replication fork processing
Cellular component (GO): nucleus
Molecular function (GO): DNA binding; ATP binding; 3'-5' DNA helicase activity
Source: RefSeq, a predicted model, not a curated record
UAAUUUUCAAUUCUCAGAAAACGAAACUACAGCAGUGACCAGCUAGCCUGCUCCGUCUGAUGAAAUCAUUGCAAUAUGGAAAUGUAACAGGAAGAAGCUAUCCCUGAAAGCGCAGAGGGCGAUUUAAACUAUGAGAGAGAUGCCUGCAAAUCGCCUGAAAUCACCGGGCCAAAGCCCUCGCACCCCAUACAGCCCACAAAGCAGGAGAGGCAGGAGAGCAGGUACGUCUCAGCAGAGAACACUGGACUCUUACUUUGGGAGGAACACUGGGAAUGUUCCCCAGCAGAGGGAGCCAGAGGUGGUGCAGGCUCCUCCACCUCCCCCAGACACACGUAUCGACGCCCUGCCUGAAACCGUGCUGAGGGCCAUCUUGGCCAUGCUCCCAGCUCCUGACCUGCUCCUUCGGGCCAACCAGGUUUGCAGACAGUGGAGGAAUAUCAUCUCAAGUGAAGGGUUUUGCCGCUGGAAGAAGUGCUACAUCCGCUACCAUCAGCAGGAGGAAGUGGGAAAGCAAGAGGUCAUCUCCAUUCUGCAGGAAAACCGCAUGACCCCUGAUGACAACAAUAACCUCUGUUUAUUACACAUGGCAAAGUACAUGUCUCAGACCUUCCACUGCAUGACUGUGGGUUCCGAGGGAGAUCGAGAGAACAGGAUUUUGGAGUGCAUCAGGAGUCACCGCCUCUAUGAGCAGGCCAGAGCCUGCAUGCCAGAGAGCAUGAAACAGACGGAGGACCCGUGGUCAUCUCUGGCUCUGAUGCUAGUUCUGGCUGACGGGGUGGAAGAGGUGUGGCAGCUGGUGGUCAGUCUACGGAGCCCUCUGACCCCUGAGCAGCUCUCAGAGUUUCUCUGGUGCUCCGCCACUCUGCUGCGUGCCAUGGCAGACAAACGGGUCAAAAUCAGCAACCGGUUGCACUAUAAUAUUUACUAUGUGUUGCACAUUAUGGAGAACAUCCUUCCCUCCAACAGAUCAGAGGCAGAUCAGGGCAGCGAGAACCAGAUGACCCCAGAACAGCAGCAGAUUUUGAAUCACAACACAGAGGAAGACCAUGUGGUCAAAAUCAUGGCCUUUGCUGGUACAGGGAAGACGACCACUCUGGUCCGUUACGCCAAGCAGAGGCCCUCGCUUCGGUUCCUUUAUGUCGUCUUCAAUAAACCUGCACAGAUGCAGGCAAAGCGCAUCUUUCCUGACAACGUUUCAUGCAAAACCAUCCACUCCCUUGCCCAUGCUGCUGUAGGACAGAGGUACCGUGAAAAGCUGGGUCUCUCCAGCCUGAAUAUAUUCUCUGUCUUCCGGGUAUUGCCUGACGGUGAACGCAGCAUUGUGUGGGCCAAGGUGGUCACUAAGACCAUCAACAACUUCUGGGCCUCCACAGACCCUCACAUAGACACCCAGCAUGUGCCUGAAUGGUACAGGAGCACCAGUGGGCACAUGCAGCGGCCUACUGAAACUCAGAAACAGAUGUUCGUGAACAACGCCAGGCGCAUAUGGGAGAAGAUGAAGGAGGUUGAGCCAACAUCCGAGUCUGCCUAUCACAUGUAUCAUGAUGGAUACCUUAAACUGUGGCAGCUGGAAGGUGCCCAGAUGGAACACUACGACGUCAUCUUUAUUGAUGAGGCCCAGGAUUGUACCCCAGUGACCAUGGACAUCUUGCUGUCUCAACCAUGUGCAAAGAUCUUGGUGGGAGACCCUCACCAACAGAUUUACAGCUUCAGAGGAGCAAUCAACAACCUGAACACAAUCCAACACACACACAUCUACUACCUGACACAGAGUUUCAGAUUUGGUCCUGAGAUCGCCUGUGUUGGUGCAACCAUACUUGAAGUCGGCAAAGGUGUGAAGAAGACAAUGGUUGGAGGAAACCAAAGAGACUCUGUGAGAGGACAGGAUGUUGAGAUGCGGCGCAGGUUUCUGACGGGUGUGGGUGGAGCUGAUGGAAGGCUGGCUAUCCUCAGCCGCACAAACGCCUCCAUUUUCCAUGAGGCAGUGAGGCUUACAGGCCUCAACCCUACCAGCCGAAUCUACAUCAUAGGCGGUAUAAAAACAUUUGGACUGAGUAAAAUUCAUGACAUUUGGGUCCUGAAGCAGAGACAUCGUGCGCCCUUAGAUUUACCAAUAGAAUCCGAUUUCAUCCGGCUAUUCAGUGAGGGUGCAAUGGACGGGCUGAAGGGGUAUGCAGGUCUGUGCCAGUAUGCUGAAAAGGAUGACAAGGAGCUGAUGUGGAAGAUUACCGUGGUGAAUAAGUAUGGAAAGUGCAUUCUAGAGCUAGUGGAGCAGAUUAGAAGUCAACAAUGCAGACAACAAUGCGAUGCAGAUUUUAUUCUGAGCUCAGUACACAAGGCCAAAGGCCUGGAAUUUGACACCGUUUUCAUCACGGAUGACUUCAGAGCGCUCCAGGCCUUGCCAGCUCAGGAACAAGGAGGAAAUCAAAGCAUCAUUGAAGAAGAUGAGUGGAAUCUCAUCUAUGUGGCAGUAACCCGUGCAAAGAGGACUGUGUUCAUAACCAGGACCAUCACCAAUAUCCUUGCCCGUGCAGGAGAGUACUUCCUGAGGUCAGAGUUGACUACAGUUCCAGCAGAGAAUCCUGUGCUCCAGUGCUCUACUCCGAGAUGCUCCAACUAUGUUAAUCUAAAUACACGCCUUAGAAUGCACAGAGUCCCCAUCACAUAUGCUGAUGGUGUGGAGAAAGGUGGCCCUCUGUGUUUGCCCUGUGUUAACAGAAUAGCAGGUCACUUGGCAUUUCUGAUGAGCCCAGGGAUAAGGCAAAUCCCCUUCCCUUAACAGCCCAGAGAAGGAGUGUAGAUGUUGCUGCAGUAGUAGAAUAUCAAAGGGGAAGGCAAAGGUGAUUCAUCAUGACCAGUGGCUAGGGGCAAGGGCCAAGGGCAGAGCAGUUAAAAGUCACAAUUUUAGCUAAUUUUAUAUUGCAAUUUGUAUUGGUGGAUGUUGUUUUCAUCAUUCUUUUGAAUAAGUUUACAAUGAGUUUUUUUUCUUCUAUUCAGAAUGAAAAUAUCUUCCACUGAAAUGAAAUAUGACAUUCAGCAUUUAUAUGUGUUCUGAGAACCAUGUGUUUAAACGCAUUAAAAUGCAAGUAUUUAUGUGCAUUUUCCAAA